Messenger RNA from Jaculus jaculus (lesser Egyptian jerboa), 657 nucleotides. It is a transcript of the gene Cldn24, whose product is annotated as claudin 24. The coding region runs from base 1 to 657 and encodes 218 amino acids. The record is from RefSeq and is a predicted model, not a curated record. Gene Ontology annotation, cellular component: bicellular tight junction; plasma membrane. NCBI's taxonomy places the organism in Eukaryota, Metazoa, Chordata, Mammalia, Rodentia, Dipodidae. Gene Ontology annotation, molecular function: structural molecule activity. The transcript has a single exon. Gene Ontology annotation, biological process: cell adhesion; bicellular tight junction assembly.
AUGGCUUUACUCUUCAGAACAGCAAUGCAAACUGUGGGGCUUUCAUUUUCUUUGCUAGGAUGGGUUUUAGCCAUUAUUACCACUUAUCUGCCACACUGGAAGAACCUCAACCUGGACCUAAACGAACUGGAAAACUGGACCAUGGGGCUGUGGAAAACCUGCGUCAUCCAAGAGGAAGUGGGGAGGCAAUGCAAGGAUUUUGACUCCUUCCUGGCCUUGCCAGCUGAGCUCAGGAUCUCCAGGAUCUUAAUGUUUCUGUCGAAUGGGCUGGGGCUUCUGGGCCUGCUGGUCUCCGGCUUUGGCCUGGACUGCCUGAGAAUUGGAGAAAGACAGCAAGGGCUCAAGAAGCGACUGCUCAUCCUGGGAGGAGUCCUGCUCUGGACCUCGGGAGUGACAGCCCUCGUUCCAGUCUCCUGGGUGGCCCACAUGACGGUCCAGGAGUUCUGGGAUGAGACCAUCCCGGAGAUUGUGCCCAGGUGGGAGUUUGGGGAAGCCCUGUUCCUUGGCUGGUUUGCUGGUUUCUGCCUGGUGCUGGGAGGGUGUCUGCUUCACUGUGCAGCCUGCUCCAGCCCAGCUCCUGCAGCUUCGGGCCACUAUGCAGUGGCAGAAAUGCGAGAUCCAUCCCUGGAAAAUGGAACUGAAGAUCCCAGAGUGUAA